UGCGCGCUUAUGUGCGCGUGAAUGUAAUGUAAAAGCCGCACAUUUGAGUUGAAAACCAUAAAAGGAGUUCAGAAAGUUUUUUUUAUUUCAUUUGCUAGUUAUUACUGUUUAAUUAGUUUAAUUUAUAAAAAUGGCUGAUUCAGAUCUUGAAGAACUCCGUAAACAAAGAUUAGCACAAUUACAGUCGCAGUAUAAGCAAGGUGACAAUGCCAACAAUCAGCAAGCAGCAGUUGAAAAACAACAACAAAUGCAAGACAUGCGAAACUCAAUACUUAGCCAAUGUCUUGAUCAAGCUGCAAGAGCCAGAUUAAAUACCCUAAGUUUAGGUAAACCUGAAAAAGGAAAAAUGGUUGAAAAUAUGAUCAUUGCUAUGGCACAAAGAGGACAAAUUCCAGGAAAAUUGGGAGAACCAGAGUUAAUUAAUAUCUUGGAAUCUAUAAAUAAACAAACAAAUAAAAGUACUCCUACAGUCAAAUUUGACAGGCGCAGAGCAGCACUAGAUUCAGACGAUGAUGACUUGUAAUAUAACAGCGGAAAACAUAACAAUAUCUUUAUUUCCACUUAACACAUUUCCACUUAACACUGAGUUUUAAAUGCUAUACAAGAAUAGGAAUAUGCUUACUGUACUGAUAUUUUAUGAAUUCUUUUUCUAUACUAUACUAUUGUUAAGAAUAGUUGAAGUUAAAAUAUAUAAAAUAUACAAUUUACGAUCGAAUCCUCAACGACCAUGUUAAUAAUUUUGAUUAAUGAAUAUUAAAUACAGUUUAAAAUACACAACAAAACACAUUUUCAUGUCACUCCACAUAUUCACAUAAUAAAUUAACUAAAGUAUUGUCACAUCUGGAAAAAUGGUUAAAUGCAUAAAAUAACUAAUUCUC
Messenger RNA from Phymastichus coffea, 878 nucleotides. RefSeq names its product programmed cell death protein 5 (gene PDCD-5). Bases 131 to 523 code for a protein of 130 amino acids. NCBI's taxonomy places the organism in Eukaryota, Metazoa, Arthropoda, Insecta, Hymenoptera, Eulophidae. Gene Ontology annotation, cellular component: nucleus; cytosol. The record is from RefSeq and is a predicted model, not a curated record. Gene Ontology annotation, molecular function: DNA binding. The transcript is spliced from 4 exons.